GCACAUGGUGCGGCGUGGUUGCGGUGCGAUAUCGUUGCGUUCUCGUGUGCAAUGUGUGCAUCCUCCCGUUUGAUUGUGUGUAACCCAGGACCAAGCCCAGGACGCACUUGCGUGGACGCGCCGCCCGUGUGCAUCGGCUCUAAAGGGAUAUCCCUCCUUGUAUGUUUGGCCCUGUUUGGCCGUUUUCAUAAGGGUCUGCCCAAAACUGUUCCGGUAACCCUAAACAUUUCAGCUUGCCAUAUUUUUAACAGUGGGUAAGUGAAGCGCUCUUUCGGUCCGAUUUCUGUCAGUUUUCUUUCGUCCGCAGAAAAAAAACCUUCCUGGCGAUGCUCGCGAGUGUUUUUGUGAUUGUUUGAAAAGUUGUUGGAUUUGUGGUGAAGCGAUAUUAUUCAGCGUUGCUGACGCAAAACGGCCUACCGCCUGCCGCAGUAAAUCCGCCUAGAGACGACGAGCACUGUCCGCCGCCGCACCGCCUUCGGAAUGGGUCCCACCAAGAUGACACCGGAGGACCAGGCCUUCAACAUCACGUUCGUGGGCGAGGUGAAGAAGCAUCCGUGUUUGUUCGACAGCAACAGCACCGAGUACAAGCAGGCCCAAGUCCAGGACAAGGCAUGGAGCGCCCUUUCAGCCAAUGUAGGAGAAAGCGUUGAUAUGUGCAAGAAGCGCUGGCGGAACUUGCGGUGUUGCAUGACGCGGUACCUGAAGUCGGUGCGGGACAACAUCGACAAUUCGUCCAGCCUGCGGCGGAAGCCCUACUACCUGUACAAUCACAUGCAAUUCGUUAUUCCGUACUUGAAGAUGAAAGACGGCGAAACGGCGACCGCGUACGAAUCGGAAGAUUCGGUCUGGAUCAAGAAUCACAACUCGGCGGAAGACUUGAUGAAGUCGGAAUCGGAGAUUGUCGGUGGCGAGGAAGUGGCCGAAGAGGAGGAGGAAGAGGAAGAGCACGAAAUUGAGUCCAUAGAUGUGCAGGAUGAGGAUCAUCAGCAGAUUAAGCAGAGCAUUAUCCAGUCGAUCAAGAUCCUGCCGAUGAAUCAGGAGACCCAGGCGCAGGAGACGACCACCACGUACGAAAUCAUCGAAGCGACGCCCGCCAAACAGCCGCGCAUCGAAGCCAUUCAUCAGGUUACUCCGGCGUCCAGCGCGCAGCAAUCAACCCACAUAAUCAAAUCCAAGGACGGCAGUUACAAGAACUUCACCUACGCAACGGUAGCCCAAUCCCACCCGAGCGGUACCACCAUGUACACCUCGACGCCCACAAUUACGGGCCAGUAUACGCUGCAGCAGCAACAAGCACCCAGCUCUAGUAGCACCAGUACCUCAAACCUGCAGCGCCAGCAAAGUCAAUCCUCCCAACAGCAGCAGCAACAAGUCAACGUGACUGGGGCGACCGAUGCGGACAAUAAUUUCUUCAAGAGUCUCAUUCCGGACAUCCAGUCGAUGAACAUGCACCAAAAGCGCAAGCUCAAGAUCGGCAUUCUGCGGUUGAUCGACGAGAUCCUGAGUACCACGUAGAAAGGUCGCACCUAGAGGGGCGGCUGCUGGUGGUGCGUUUGCUAAUUGUGUAAUUAUCGUCGACAUGGCGUAGAGUUAGAUUUAUUUAAGCUUAUCUUGAGGUUAUACGUGCUCUGGAAGUAAAUUGCAGUUGGCGCCUAUUUCAUUUUAUUUUUCCUGCUGAUUAGUUCGGCUAAAAUUCUAGUAGAAUGUAGAAAAAUGGCAAUUUCUAACAUAAACUAUUUUUUUUCUGUAUGAAAAAAGAAACAUCUCGAUCGAUUUAUAUCAACGUGUACAAGUGUAGUUUUAAUUGAUGUAUGGUAAAUAAAGUAUUGAUCUUAA
Molecule: messenger RNA, 1836 nt
Organism: Aedes albopictus (Asian tiger mosquito)
Lineage: Eukaryota; Metazoa; Arthropoda; Insecta; Diptera; Culicidae
Product: probable serine/threonine-protein kinase mps1
Exons: 2
Coding region: 481-1515 (344 amino acids)
Biological process (GO): regulation of transcription by RNA polymerase II
Cellular component (GO): nucleus; transcription regulator complex
Molecular function (GO): DNA binding
Source: RefSeq, a predicted model, not a curated record